CCAGUUUCCCGGCUCCGAUCUGAUGUCCGAGGCGCCCCAGACCCACAGCGCGCAUCCGCCCGCCCCGCCGCUCACGGCAGCAAGCACCCCCCUCCUCCCUCCCCAUCCCUCCCCAACCGCAUAGCCAGACCCCCCCCCACCACCACCACCACCACUCCCUGCAGCGUAACCCCACUUACUCGCCCCGGUCAUCCCCCGUAAGCGGCACUGUGAUGCCUCCGUCUCCACUGGACGGACGCCUUCUGGUGGCCGUCUCUUCGUACAGCGCCAUUAGCAGCUUCAUCAGCAUCACCAGCAGCGGCAGCGGGAGCGUGAUCACAAGCAGCAGCAACAGCAGCAGGACGAGCAGCAGCAGCAGCAGGACAAGCAACAGCAGCAGCAGGAAAAGCAGCAGCGUCAACAGCAGAACCGUGCUCACAUCUCAAACGCUGGCGACCCAGCAGCAGCUGAGAUUCAAGCGCACGUCUCGUCGUCGCAUCCUCGCGGUCCACUCGAACGCCGCUACAGCAGCGGCAGCAUCAAUAUCAGCAGCAACUCCAGAAGCAACAUCACUACUAACAGCAGCAGCAGCAGACAUUCGCCGGCAACUCCAGGAGCUUGGCGAUAGCUGUCCCACGCCAGGUGACGAGCAGCGCUCCAUCAACUCCACCAUCUUCUGCACCACCACCACAACCACCACCACCACCACGGUCCACUGCCAGGCGAGGCAGAUCAGCGUCAGCUACACGCGGUAUAUGCCCGCCACCAGGAGGGGAGGUCCCAUUCGCUCGCUGUCCUGUGGAUGCGGCGGCCCCAGCAGCUGUUGCGCCGGAGGCGGCAGCACCCCCAACGCGACGUCGUGCGUGGAGCGCUCAGCCAGUGCAGCCGUAGCUGUGGUACCGUCCGGACGCCCGGGGCUGGGAUUCCAUCAUCAUCACCACCACCACCAUCAGCAGCAGCAGCAGCAACUUCAACAGCAGCAGCAGCUGCAGCAGCAGCAGCAGGAUCACCACCAUCACCAUCGUCUCCAGCAUCAGCACCUGUUUCAACACCACCAGCAUCAGCAGCAGCUGCAGCAUCAGCAACAGCAGCAACACAAUCAUCUUCAUUAUCAUCAUCACCAUCAACAGCAGCAGCAGCAGCAGCAGCCGGGCGUUUUGGCCUUCUUGCCGUCCACGAGUGGACACUAUGGACCUGAGGGUGGUAGAGCAUUGGACCAGCAGCAGAUCAACAUCUGCCCGUCGUGCUCUCGCCUCCUACGGGACUCGCAGCAGCAGCAGCAACAGCAGCAUGGCAUCGGAGCCGCUCGAGUCGGGAGCUCGGUGGUCGGUGCCUCCAAAGGCUCGCUGUCUUCCAAGCUGGCGCAGGACGGCAAGGGCACCAGCAGCAGCAGCAGCAGCAACGCGAGCGGGGCCAUCUCCGACCAUCAGCCGCCGCUCGCCCACCGCAAUUCGUCCGCCUCGUCCGCGGCCGCGUCAUCGGCGUCUUCGGCUUCGUCGUCGUCGACGACCACCCCGACCAAGACGUCGUCGACAGUGUCCUCGUCCUCCUCCUCCUCCUCCUCUUCCCCCUCCUCCCAAGCGGAGCAGCCGGGAGCCUUGGCGGUGCGCACCAUCUGGCCGAACGAACUGGCCAAGAGAAUCGCGAGGGCCACGGCUUUGAACAGGCGGAGCCAUCACCAGCAGCAGCAGCAGCACCACCAUCAGCAGCAGCAGCAGCAGGAGAAGCGCCGAGCGGGAGCCAGGUGCUUCGAGCAGACGCGGGGCGACGACGACGACGGCGUCGAGGUCGGAGGAGCCGGGGGACCCGUGAUCAUCGACUGCAGGCCCUUCAUCGAGUUCAACAAGAGCCACAUCCGCGGCGCCGUGCACAUCAACUGCACGGACAAGAUCAGCAGGAGGCGGCUGCAGCAGGGCAAGAUCACGGUGCUGGACCUGCUGAGCGCGCGGGGCGGCGGUGGUGGUGGCGGUGGAGGAGGAGGAGGAGGCGCGCAAUUCGGCAAGGGGCGGGGAGACAUCGUGGUGUACGACGAGGCGACGAGCGAGCCAGCGUGCGUCCAGACCUCGCAGCCGCUCCACCUGGUGAUCGAGUCGCUCCGCAAGGAAGGCCGUGAUCCGCUCAUCCUCAAAGGAGGCCUCAGCAGCUUCCGGCAGCAGCACGAGAGCCUGUGCGCAAGCUUCCUUCAGCCCGUGGACGGUUCCGGCAGCGGUGGCGGAGCAGCGGGGCCCCCGCUGCCCCCGCUGCCCUCCACCCCGGACAUCGAAAACGCGGAAAUCUCCCCCAUCCUGCCCUUCCUCUUCCUCGGCAACGAGCAGGACGCCCAGGACCUGAGCAAGCUGCAGCGGCUGGGCAUCGGCCUGGUGCUGAACGUCACGGCGCACCUGCCCCUCUACCACUACGAGCGCGGCGGCCUGCACUACAAGCGCCUGCCAGCCAACGACAGCGACAAGCAGAACCUGCGCCAGUACUUCGAGGAGGCCUUCGAGUUUAUCGAGGACGCUCACCGCCGUGGCCAGGGCCUGCUGGUGCACUGCCAGGCCGGCGUGUCGCGCUCGGCCACCAUCGUCAUCGCGUACCUCAUGAAGCACACGCGCAUGACCAUGACGGACGCCUACAAGUUCGUCAAGGGGAAGCGGCCCAUCAUCUCGCCCAACCUCAACUUCAUGGGGCAGCUGCUGGAGUUCGAGGAGGACCUCAACAGCGGCGUGACCCCGCGCAUCCUCAAGCCCAAGCUCCCGGGCCUGGAGACCGUUGUCUGAGGCAGGUCCCGCCGAAGCUGCAAUGGCCGACGUUUCGCCACCCGUUGCCGCCACGCGGGCGAUGUCAUCGAGGGGAGGAAUGACCUUGAGUGUAGCUUGGCUGCACCAGCACUCUCCGGCUGAGUCUACGGGACCUGCACAGUGGCCAGCUACGUCUGAAGUCGUCGCUUUGUGCUAUUUGAGAAAUCAUCGUCGUUAACUUCAAUGUUAUCCCGGGCCCGUUCAUUCACUGUCACACGAAGCGAUAUCCAGUUGUGUCUUCUACACGUCUUCAAACCAAAGCCACUCAGUUUAAAGACGAUACUACGGUCUUGAAACCAUCUUCAGUGUGACAUUUAGAAAAUUUAUAUUUUUAAGUGUCGCGAUUCUCUUAUGACGAACGUCAACGUAAUCAACACAGCUUUAUUGACAUUUACUAUGAAAUAGGAACUUCGGCAACAUUUUACUGGCUUUUCUGCAAAGCCUGGAUUGUCAGCUUUUUUUUCAGACGUCCGUCGUGUGCCAUUCAAGAUUACCGUCGAUUCACACGCAUCACGUUGUCAAUUGUUUGAAUUGUGGCUUUUUUUUUGGUAGGUCUCUGUCAACUGCUCCAACAAGAGGGCACUUGAACUGGCGCAUGAAGCUUCACUCACCAACCGAGGAAGCAAAUUACGUUAAAAGCCCUCUUUAAAGUAAAAAUAAAACGAUUGUAACCAACGUUACAUUCGACAAUUUCUCAUUGCACAACAAUGUUAAUCAACUUUACAAUUCAAUUAAUUCAAUUUUUUUUAUAUAUAUUAACACGUGUAUCUACUAAAUAUGGUCCGAGCUGAGCAACCUCCAACAAUAAAUACGCAACAGCGCAAACACAGAAAUGGCUUCCCAGUGACGACAGCAAAGGAAAAAAAAACCCGAAGUGGACUAGCAUAUAUGGAAUUACACUUAAAUAUUAAAGGCCAUGCGAUGGCGAGGUAUUAAACUAGGUCAUGUCGACCACCUGUAGAAUCGCAAACGCUGCGGGUUUUUACUGCUCCACGCUGCAAGUCGGGUCACUUUUUGGCAUCCUCCUAAUGGAAUAAAAAAUUGCCUGCAAGCCCGACUCACAAGUUACACGAAAAUCCCUUCCCCCCCCCGCCCCGUCCGCUCCCCACGGCGGAGGCUUCGUGAGCGGAGCGGCAUUUUACUCAACCUUAGGAGAGUUUCCGGCAAAGUUAUGGAAGACAGAUGUGGAACGUCGCCGAUCGUUACGGCGGCUCGAGAAAUGUUGAUGGCACUAUUCAUUAACCCGUGCCGCGUCGGCAUCUUAUGUCUCUUGUGUCUGUUACGUGAUUCACGUCCGUUAUGCCACUGUUAUGUUACGUCUGUUAUGCCACUUUUGUCUCAGGCCCAAGUUGUGUGGCCACAUCCCGAACAUAAUUAAUCAUCAUAUUGGGUGAUGCUGACUUAGUUUAUGUUGCACUAUUACACGAUUGGUAUAUGAUAUUAUUAUUGUUUAAGUCGCAUAAUAACAGAAAACGUACCGAGGGUAUGUGAAGGUGUUUUUUGUUCAUUAGCAAACUCCGGCAUGAGUUGAAACUACAGUAAGAGAGAGCUGUUAUUGUGAAGCGUACAGUUGCAUUCAAAAUGCGAUGCAAAAAAACAGGCAACGAAGGUCAGAGAGAUAUUUUUUGUUGUUGUAAUUUUGCACAAAACGUGUCCAAGGAAGUUCGUGAAGUCGCGUGUCGCGUGACGUUAAAGAACGCGGCCACUUCGAUGUACCUUGCACAGGGUUUCGCGUGUAGCCGGGAAAGAGUUUGUCCUUCCUUCAUCACUUAUUUCGGCAUCGGUCAAUUCACAUUUAAAAUUGCCUCGUUUCGCGAUGGGUAAAUUGAUGGCGUCGUGGAAGUGGCCAAAAAGGAAGUCAAGCGGGGGAUUUUGUUUGCGUUGGGGCUGAUUGCCAGAAUCUCAUCCACACAGCCGCCAUCACCGCCAACGAACGGCAUUGAGCAUAAACAGAUGCACACUUUGGCCACGGUAUUGCCAAUACUGCCUGCGGUGGCGUCGCGGUAAGCGCGCUGCACUACGAACCCAGUGACCCGAGUUCGAUUUCCACUCACGGCCAACACCGGUGACGAUUAAUUAUCUGAAUCGAUCCCGGGCUUCCGCUAGGUUGACUCAGCCUCAAAUGAAUUCCUAGUGUGAUGUGUAAACAUCGCCACUUGGAAGAAAAGCUGAAGGCAAAGCUGGAGCUGGCCCCCCACCUGCUCGUGUGCAGUGCCAGCCGUAGUAAGUGCUCGCUAACAGCACUUGCCCCGACAGCCUGUUAAGGCAUGAGAUGAGAUGUCCGACAUUUCUCACCACGUGCUGGAAGCUUCUUCAGGAGCUGAAUACGAAGCUGCCCAGCGCGUGGAGCGAAACGCCGGACAUCAUUCUCCGAACGACACUCGGUAGCUUACCUGAAGAAUACAUCGGCAAGCGAUGCUGUAGUUCAUGUUUCUUCUCCAAGAGUCAUUUAUUCUUACAAGCCACAGCAGCCAAGUAAGCCUUGAUGAGUAUCUGAAGUGUCACGUCUCGACAGAUUGUAAGCAGGUCCAGACCACUGCCUUCGCAAAACAGUCAGCAGUGACAUUGCGCACUUUUAUUCCGAUAUUCAAAUUAAAUAUUAAUAUUUUUAUUUAAAGCAUUGCUUGUGGGGAAAAAAAACUGACGAAAUAAUUUGUAUUUAACUUUUCAACGAUUCAUGUACACCAUCCCUACUUCUACAUGCCUGGAAAGGUGUGCUGUUCUAACUCAUAACCUCUUUUGCACUACGCAACCGAACCAUACGGGCGCCGUGCCAAGCCAACCCAUUGCAGCUCAGGCAGAACGAAGUUAUUUUUUCCACUGCAUCCGAGCCAUGCCACUGAUCGUACGCACAAUAAACGAGUCAAGUCACAGGUAAAUUACGUGCUAAUUUCUUGUAUCCUCACUGUGUACUUAACUCUGCCCCUGGCUCUACUUGGCCCCAAGCCAGAUUCAGACAUCUUGUGAGCCCAGCGAGAUGUUAAUUACCUCACCUGGUAUGCAGGAGGCCAUGGGUUCGAUCCCGACCCUGAAGCCUGUAUAUUUGGAGUUUGCAUGUUUCCCCCCUUGGUAGCGUGAUUUUUUUCUCCGGGUCCUCCCAUUUUUCCCUCCAGAUAUAGAAACAUGCCUGUAGAGUAUUUGACUGCUCUAAAUUUACACACCAUAAGCCACUUCGCUUCUGGAAAAGAGCUUCAUAGCUCAGUGGGCCUUACCUGAUAAAUAAAAAAGUGUAAUUUAAAAAAUGGUUGAGUAUCAUGGUCUGAUUCCAGCUCGGCAUAGCAAAUAGCUAAAUGGAAAACAACCCAUAGAGUGAGGAUUCCAUGUUGGCUUGGCUCAGAUGUGCCAGUGGAAAAGGGGAACUGGAGCUCACGUGGCAGGGAAAGGAGGGCAUGUGAAGGUACCACGUAGCUCAUGGAGAUUAUACAUGUUUAACCACGAUGUUGAUGGCCCUGGGCACUUGAAAUAUUUUGUUUUGUGGAAAUGUGAAUUUAAAUCUCACGUCUGGACAUGCUUGCAGGAGUGAACACGAGACUUUACAGGGACGAGCAGAGGCUGUUUAUAUUUGGUAAGUGGACUAAGUGUUGGCAAAAGCCGAUAAAUCAGGUAUCCGAGCAGCGUGACUGAAACAGCUGCUGUUAGUAGACCUGAAAGCAUGCUAAGUGGGAAUGCGUCAAAUACUGUCUGGCGUACGAGCCGAUACCUGAGUGAAACGCAAAAGCACGUGAGCGAAGUUAAGAAUGUCUACGAUGAUAUUGCUGCUCAAAGAGUGAUUUUGGUUGUCGUGAAGCCGCCCUACCCCUACUUUCCCUACAUUAUUCUACUGCUGCACGCACACUCCCUCCCUUUCCACAGCCCUCACCACAACCCAAACCAGCCAAAGCCAACGGUCUGUGGCCGAUGGUAGUGGAAGAGGUGGAGCCGAUAGAUGAAUGAGCAGUGCCUGUAGAGGAAGGGGCGGGACCUAUAGAGGAAGAGGCCGGGCUUACGGAAGUUGAACUUGCCUGUUGAUUUCAGGUAAAAUCAUCGAAUGCAGGUAGCAACGCAUACCUUUAGUGCUGCAGAUGUGGCCAAAGGCCAACUCGUUUAAGUUAUUAUUAGUGCCAAAUUGUUAGAAAUAAAGUAGACGUGGAUAGCAUGACUUUUUUUAAGACAAAAACAAUGUCCAAUUAAAAAAACAUUUCAAUAUUUUAAAAUGCGUGUUUACUCCCAAUGUUUUCCCCCCGAAUUAUAUUCCAAUGGCGCUAUUAGCAUCGUGUCACAAGACGAAGACUUUUCCAUUUGUAACUCUGCAGCUGUAGCAGUGCAGCAAUAACUUGUGUAUCGGAGAAUUUGGAAAGCCGGCGUUUGCAGCAUGUUACUGCGGAGAUAUGUGUGCGGUUAUUAAAAAGAAAUAACGUAAACUCAAUGCCGUUCACUUGUCCCAUACACUGGGGUACAGGCAAUAAACUGAUGCGAGUUGGCAGGAUCAUAUUCCAGUGAAUGCCCAAAAGCAAUAGUAAUUCACCCACUUACUUCCCUCCCACCUUGCUACCAUGACUCACUCUUUUUUCUGUCAAUUCUAAAGCAUAACAAUCUCUAUUUCAAUAAAGAGCGAUCGUAACAGGCGAA
Petromyzon marinus (sea lamprey) is the source of this 7367-nucleotide messenger RNA. RefSeq lists its product as uncharacterized. Gene Ontology annotation, molecular function: protein tyrosine/threonine phosphatase activity; MAP kinase tyrosine phosphatase activity; MAP kinase tyrosine/serine/threonine phosphatase activity. Gene Ontology annotation, cellular component: cytosol; cytoplasm. Lineage: Eukaryota; Metazoa; Chordata; Hyperoartia; Petromyzontiformes; Petromyzontidae. Gene Ontology annotation, biological process: negative regulation of JUN kinase activity; peptidyl-tyrosine dephosphorylation. The record is from RefSeq and is a predicted model, not a curated record.